Molecule: messenger RNA, 483 nt
Organism: Dentiscutata erythropus
Lineage: Eukaryota; Fungi; Glomeromycota; Glomeromycetes; Diversisporales; Gigasporaceae
Source: the annotation of a GenBank genome assembly
GCUAAGAAGCAAAAUAUUCUUAUUGAGAUCGAAUUUGUUGAGAAAAGAAGAGAAUUGUUUGAGAAAGAACAAUGUCUUGCGGUACAAAAAUUUGUCACCAGGAAGCGUUUGUUGAAUGAGUCAAGCGAGUGUAUCUAUAAGGAGUCGAGGAUAAGGAGAGAAAGUAAUAUCUAUCAUUCACAAAUGACAGAACCUGCUGCAUUGUAUCUAACACUACCAAUGACAAAACCUACCACAUUGUAUUUAACAUUACCAAUAAUGGAGAUCACAAGCUCAAAUUCAUAUUUAGGGAGUUUAGACAGAUCUAAGAUCAUUAACACAUCUGCAAACAUGAUGAAUGUCUCAAAUAUUUUGAAUUUAACAUCUACAAUUCCUACAAUUUCUCAUAGCUAUAACAUUUCAAAUAUCUUAAAUGAUUCAAGUAAUGAAAUAGUUGAAAAACCUAUAACUCUCAUGACUUCUCCUUAUUGUAAACAACUAUGA